Molecule: messenger RNA, 3560 nt
Organism: Zootoca vivipara (common lizard)
Lineage: Eukaryota; Metazoa; Chordata; Lepidosauria; Squamata; Lacertidae
Product: p53 apoptosis effector related to PMP-22
Biological process (GO): cell-cell adhesion
Cellular component (GO): membrane; cell-cell junction
Source: RefSeq, a predicted model, not a curated record
AGCCAAGUUUCUCUCUGGCUCAACAGGUUGCCGCCGCCGCCGCUGCCCCUGCUCUCCUCGGUGUCUGGAAUCUAGGCGCGGCUCUCUCCUCCCUGCCAGGAGAUUAAAAGGCGCCCAACUCCUAAAAGCGGCCUCGCGCGCGCGCACCGGCCCAGUCCAAGGGAGCUUCUCCUCCUCCUUCUCCUCUCCGCUUUUUUCCUCUUUUGCACAACAUGGUUCGCUGCGGCUUGGCCUGCUGGAGGUGCCGGUGGCUCCUGCCCCUUCUCUUGGGCUUAGCUAUCAUCUUGGGCAUCAUCGCCUUGUCUGGCAGGGGGUGGCUCGAGUCUGCCGAAGAGCCUUAUGUGCGCAAAGCCUCUCUCUGGUCGGACUGCCAGAAAACGAGCGAAAAUGAUUUGAACUGGGAGUGCAGAUCCCUGAUGGAUUAUAGUUGGGGAAGAGCUUCUGCUGCUACAUAUCUUGUUGGCUUUGUCAUCCUCUGCAUCUGUUUCUGCCUAGCAGUCAUAGCCUUUUCCAUUGAUAUACUACGGUUCAACUUUGUUCGAGGCAUUGGAGGUUUGCUCUUCGUCGUUGCUGCUUUCCAAAUUAUAGGUCUGGUCAUCUAUCCAGUGAUGUUUGUGGAGGACAUUCAAUUGACGGGAAGCAACAUGUUCAGCUGGGCUUAUGGCUUUGGUUGGGCAAGCACGGUGAUUGUGAUAGGCUGUGCCUUCUUUUUCUGCUGCCUCCCCAACUGGGAAGAUGAAGUCCUGGGCAACAUCAAACCCUACCCCAUCUACAGCAGUGGCGAACGCGUUUGAUACAGAGUUAGUAGGAAAGAUUGCUUUCAGUAAAGAAAACUACAGUAUAUCGUUUCUGGCUUGUGGGAAGGAGCAUGCUUAUAUCGCCCUGUUUUCAUUUGACAUAGAAUUCCUAGCUUUGUCUAAUAAUUAAGCCAAAUUUCACAGUUCGUUUUUAGUCUUGUAUCCAUUUUGAGAUCUGGCAGCUGCUGUUUUUACAAGGAAUAAAGAAUAAAUUGCAUUUUGAUGGUUAAUACAAGUUUCCUUUUAAUAACCUCAUAAGAAAGUAAGAUGUGUCUCUGUGUGGUUUGUUUCUAUGUUUUGAUAUUUCACUGAGUAAAUUCUUUUUACACUUUAAGACCAGCAUAGCCCUUAGAAUCUAGGUUUGCAGGAUCCUUAUCCAGUAAUGUCAGGCUGAUGUGGAUUUUAGAAGAAAAAAACUAACAGCAAGAUAGUGUCUUAUGAGAAUGCUUUGGAAAAGUGCAGAAUAAGUAUUUAUACAUUUAGCACACAAUCUUUUAAGCUAAGCAAAGUUUCAGUGAGUCUUGCACCAGAAGGAGUGCUUAAGAGUUUCAGCCAGUAUGACUACUGAGCUCACAUAGUUACUACUUACUCCACAGUAAAUUCAAGUGCAAGGAUUGCAACAUUUUGUAUGCACAAGUAUAAUGCAUGCUGGCAUUCUGUAGGUUUUCAAAUUAAUUGCAUCAAUCUCCUCCCACCCCAUGCCAAUCAAUCUCCAAACACUGUAAAAUAUUUUGUAUGUUUUACAUUUCUCAGUUGUGAAUUAAGGGUGAAAGAAAGCUUUAGAGCUGCAUUUCUAUCCCUACCCCCAAUAUCUAAUAUAAUUUUAUCCAUGCUAAAUGGGACCUCCCCGUAAAUAUUUAUAUAAGAGUUUUGAAAUACCAUUUUUGAUACAAAUAAAUUGCAUAAACUAACGUGCUCUAGCAGAAGUAAUGGUAGUAGUAAUAAAAAAUGUGUGCCAGCUUCCAGUCUUACCCUCCAAAGGCCCUAUGGCAGAAAAAUCACAACAGGGAUACCAUAUCCAUGAAAUGAGAACUGUAGCUUUCCCAGAGAUGUCUAAAAGCUGGAUUUACAAAGCUAGCCAUAAUCGCAUGAUAAGAGAUAAGAUGGGCAAUUAUCAAGCAGUGAGAUAGUAUAUUGCAGGUUUUUAAAUCUAUGGUGAUGCUCCUCCAUAUUCGAUCACAUCUAGGAGAGUUAAGCAUGCUCUUAGCAGUACAAUCCUAUAACUCUUUACUCUGAAGUAAGCCCAUUGAGUUACUGACAAUAGAAUUGCAACCUGGGGUUCCCAAACUAAAAUUAGUGCGACUUAAAAGUGUUUCAAUUUGGGUUCUGUAACUUGGAUGAUGACAAAUAUUUUUAGGUUUUCAAAGUGUCCAGAUUUUAAAUGCUGUAUGCAGGACAGGAUUAAAGUGGUACUAUUUUGAACACAAUAUUUUUUUUUAUUAAAAAAAGAUUAUUAUGACUGGAAACCUUGAUUGGAAUAUGUGUACACUUUCAUAUACUUAAAAUGUUUUGUAAAUGUAUAAAACCUAUGUUUACCAUGACAGCCAUCAUGCUUUAAAGUAUAUUACUAAGAAGAGUUUGGAAUAUCAGUUUUAUACCUUUUUACAGGGGUUUUUGUAUUUGCAGAGAUGUAUAUUGCAAUUUAUAACUUCAGACAUGGCUGUUUGAUGUAUUUUGUAAUUCUCAUUGUCCAAACGAAUCCAUCCACUGUUGAAUAAUUUGCUUAAUAAAAAAGAAAAAUAAGUUCUCAAGAAAAAACUAAUGCACUCUGAAAUGUGAUUGCUGCCUCACCAUACGUAUGUUACCAGUAAAUCGCAAAACAUAGCAACACACAACCAAAAUAUACAAAAGUUUAAAGUUUGAAAUAUUUACUGUUUUUUAAAUAAAUGGUUGUACUUAUUGUCAAACAUUGCAAAACAUCAAAAUAGACAAAAUGAGUGGGUUUGUAUUUUAUUUUUGAAGGGAGAGAGCUUAAGGAAGGUAAGACUCAGCAUGACUGUUACCAUUUGACUGUUCACGUAAUAUUUUUUUUGAGUAACUCAUGCAGAAGUCUGUCAACAAUAAGUUGUAUUCAGUGCUCUGCAUGCAUAGUUCUGCUGGCUCCUUCCCCUGUGUGUUCCCAAAAUCUUUUCUGGAGUGUCCUCUUCUGGAGGGGACAGAGGAGGAAAUUCCAUUGCAUUACAGAAGUACAUUGCAGCAGUGGAACUGCAGCACUGGAUACUGCUCGUCACUUUUAAGAACUUGCACAGUCAUUUUGGAAUUUGAUAGGUGAUGACAAAGACUGGCUCCUUUGAAUUUUCACCUGCUUCCGCCCAUGGUAAGUCAAAGCACUGAAUACACUUCCAAAGACCAAACCCAUCUUUUGGUACAGUCUUUCUCAUCCUGGUGCCUUCUGGAUGUUUUGGACUCCCAAUUCCCAAAAUUCUUGUCCCUUGGCCAUGCUGGUGGCUGCUGAGGGGGGGUUACAGUCCAAGAGCAUCUGGAGGAUUGGUCUAGAACAUGACAUUUCCUUGAGUAUUGGUUAGCGAAGGCAUCUCCAAAGAUAAAUCCAGGCUGAUAAUCAGCCGAUGGGUGUUCAUGUACAUAGCAGUGCCAUUAUGUCACCAGUUGAAAUGGCGCUUAAGCAUGCCAUGGGCUUUCCCCCUUCUCAGACACAUUCUUAAAUUGAUGUUUUGAGUCCAAUACAUUCACCUGCCUUGGAAGCUGUGCUGAAGUUGUUUGAUAAAAUUGUAUCUGGAGCACCUCCUAACAUGAUCAAUGAAA